AUUAUCCCUGUCCGUUGCUUCUCCUGCGGGAAAGUCAUAGGCGACAAGUGGACUAGGUACAUCAAGUUGCUAGAAGACGAGUAUAGCGAAGGAGAUGCUCUCGAUGAAUUGCAGCUGAAGCGAUACUGCUGUCGGCGAAUGGUCCUCACGCACGUCGACUUGAUUGAGAAACUUUUGCAGUACAACCGUAUGUCGCCUAUUAUCAUCCCUUGA
Molecule: messenger RNA, 213 nt
Organism: Punctularia strigosozonata HHB-11173 SS5
Lineage: Eukaryota; Fungi; Basidiomycota; Agaricomycetes; Corticiales; Punctulariaceae
Exons: 2
Biological process (GO): transcription by RNA polymerase I; tRNA transcription by RNA polymerase III; transcription by RNA polymerase II
Cellular component (GO): RNA polymerase I complex; RNA polymerase II, core complex; RNA polymerase III complex
Molecular function (GO): DNA binding; zinc ion binding; DNA-directed RNA polymerase activity
Source: RefSeq, a predicted model, not a curated record